Molecule: messenger RNA, 826 nt
Organism: Sebastes umbrosus (honeycomb rockfish)
Lineage: Eukaryota; Metazoa; Chordata; Actinopteri; Perciformes; Sebastidae
Gene: apoc2
Product: apolipoprotein C-II
Exons: 4
Coding region: 98-394 (98 amino acids)
Biological process (GO): lipid metabolic process; lipid transport
Cellular component (GO): chylomicron
Molecular function (GO): enzyme activator activity
Source: RefSeq, a predicted model, not a curated record
GCAACAAGUCAACACAUUCACGCUCCUAUAUAAACAGGUUGAGCCAGUGGUGCCUCUUACUCUGUUUUCUGGAGAGGAAUACAAUACGAGUGACACCAUGAACAAGCUGCUGGUCAUUACUGUGCUGGUUGCAGUCCUCGCUCUCAGCGCUGAAAGCUUCCGUAUGCCAAGGCAGGUUGACGAUGAGCAGCAGGGGACUAUAACCAAACUCACAGGCACCAUCAGGUCCUACUACGACAAUGCCGUCAACACUGCCAGUGGAUACCUGGAGGACAUCAAGGGCCUGAAGCUGGAGGAGAAGGCAAAGAAUCUUUACGACGACACUACCACGGUCUUGAGCACCUACGCUGGCAUUGCAAACGACCAGCUGUACCACUACUUUUACCAGAAGUAAACACAAACUGAUUCCAAAGACCUCAGCUAUCUUUUCUGACAGCGUGAGAACUUUCAAGCUUCACACGCCCAAACUUCAUUUGACAUUCUCAACUUGCAUCUUCAAAAAUGGUGCACCCCCCUGCUCUUUGUGGCACUCUCUUGAGCCAGUAAAAGAUGAUAAUCACCCAACAAGGACUGUAAUCCUUUGAAAAAACAUCUAACAGCUUGCACAGAGGAACAGAACAAGUUGGCGGGCAGUGGCGAAAGAGCACACAGCAUCUUGUCAUGUAUCAACAGAUUUCUCCCUCAGAGUCAAGAAACAACUAUCCAUGAAAAUGAUGAAAAUAAUGUAAUGAUCUAUCGCCACCUACUGGUGUUUUCAGUCAUCCCACAUCUGAAUAAAUCUAAAUAUUUGUGUCAUAUCUCGAAAUAAAAUAUUUAUACAGAAAAA